Molecule: messenger RNA, 1842 nt
Organism: Pseudomassariella vexata
Lineage: Eukaryota; Fungi; Ascomycota; Sordariomycetes; Amphisphaeriales; Pseudomassariaceae
Exons: 2
Coding region: 1-1842 (613 amino acids)
Biological process (GO): mitochondrial proton-transporting ATP synthase complex assembly; mRNA stabilization; mitochondrial gene expression
Cellular component (GO): mitochondrion
Source: RefSeq, a predicted model, not a curated record
AUGGUAGCGAGACGGGCAAUAUCAGCAGCGGGCUGCACCCACUGCCGUUUGGCUGUUCUCAAGCUUUUCGUCGCAUCCUCCACCCCCACCCCAUUCAUUCGCGCCCGGUCAUCUGCAUCAUGGCAUCCCACCCUCGCAAGUCGGACGUCGCGCGCCUUUUCAUCUGCGCCCAAACCCAUCGAUGUCAACGAGGCCAAAGAUGCCGCCCAUGACUCCCAAUUGCAGCUUGAGGACCAGCUUCUUACGCCAGACAGCCAAGACGUUGUCGAGCAGCCUCCGCAGUCAAAUGAUGGGGAUACUCCCUGGUAUCUCCAGGUCGAGCCUCCGCGACACACAGCAGCCACCGAACCGCCACCGCUUCCGGAUAUCCCCCCAAACUCACCAGCCCUCUUGGAUCCGCUGGUCAAGUAUGCGUCAGAAGAGAUGGGACUCGACGAGCUAACUCUUCUUGACCUAAGAGAGCUUAACCCCCCGCCCGCACUAGGCGCCAACCUAUUCAUGUUGUUUGGCACUGCCCGCAGCGAGCGUCACCUAAACGUAUCUGCUGGCCGUCUCGUUCGGUGGCUGCGAGUGCAACAUCGUGUAUAUGCCGACGCCGACGGCCUGCUGGGCCCCAACGAGCGUAAGACGAAGCUGAGGCGGAAGGCCAAGAAGGCGAAAUUGCUAGGUACAAUGGGCACCGAUGAUGCCGACGACGGCAUCACGACCGGUUGGAUAUGUGUCAACCUUGGUUCCAUAGAUCGCGGUGGCGAACAGGCCGCCGUUGUCAGCGAUGAUGGUCGCGUCGCCGGGUUUGGAGUAUCCCAGAAGGGCUAUACCGUCGUUUUCCAAAUAAUGACGGAAUCUCGCCGGGCUGAACUGGGGCUGGAGACCCUAUGGCAACGAACCCUUUUGCGCCAGUUAAACAAGUCUGACCCGGCAGAACACUCAGAGAUGAGCGUCGAGAGCGAAGUGCACCCUCUGGAGCAAGCCAUCCACUCUAAAGCCCCUAGCCAUCAAUCUAUUGAUCCUAGGGACAAUAAUGGGUGUCCAGGCCAGUCGCGAUCUUUCUCUACUUCUACGCAGCACACUUGGGCGUUUCGGCUUGCGUCCGAGGCAGUCAAGGCCCGUCAGUUUGCUACAAUGGAUCUCUCAGAUGGGCAUCUGUUACUUGGAAACACACGACAAUUGAUCAGUGAAAUGCGCAUUCAUGGCAUUUCGCCGUCUCGACAACAAUAUCUUCAGCUCAUCUCAUGCAUUUAUUCACCACUUGGACCCCCACUCAACGAGCAGACCAACCUAGCUCUUGAACUGUUGGAGUCGCUACACUUGCGGGGCGAGCCAAUCAUUGCCAACGACAUUGUCGUUACAAUAAUAGAGGCUAUUUCCCGGUGUAACAAGCCACGCGAGGAGGCCGAGGAUCUUCAGCAGAGGUUGGAGGAACUGAUGGUGCAAGUCAAGCUACCCUGCAUGGAUGAACCCCUACUCGUACGACUGAUGGAUGCGUAUGCCCGCCAGGAGAACUGGGGCAAGUUUUGGGAAACGUGGCGCAUACCUGCUCGGUUUCUUCGCCCACGCUCCGCAGCCAUGUACAUCCACAUCUACCGACUAAUGGCAGCUACGAAGUCACGUUCGUUGUGCAUAGAUGCCCUGCGACGGUGUUUCCAAGAGAUGGUCAUCGAGAACCCUCCAGUUCGUCCCAUUGGUAACGUUCGCGAUGCCAUGCUCGAUUGCAUUCGUGUGGCGGACCCCCGCGCUGAGGAAGAUGCGGAGAGGAUACCGGCCAACGCCGUCGGGCCUAUGCAACGAGUCGCAAACCGGGAGUUUGUCAAGUUGGUCAGAACUAUCAAGAGUCUGGGUUAG